GCCGCCACGACCAGGAGGGCCCAAGGGAGGGGGCGAGCGACCGAGCGCGGCGACGCGGGACCGAGUGUGGUGUAAAGGAAUUCAUUAGCCAUGGAUGUUUUCAUGAAAGGACUUUCAAAGGCCAAGGAGGGAGUAGUGGCUGCUGCUGAAAAAACCAAACAAGGUGUGGCAGAAGCAGCAGGAAAGACAAAAGAGGGUGUUCUCUAUGUAGGUUCCAAAACCAAGGAGGGAGUGGUUCAUGGUGUGACAACAGUGGCUGAGAAGACCAAAGAGCAAGUGACAAAUGUUGGAGGGGCGGUGGUGACUGGUGUGACAGCAGUAGCCCAGAAGACUGUGGAGGGAGCAGGGAGCAUUGCAGCCGCCACUGGCUUUGGCAAAAAGGACCAGCUGGGCAAGAGUGAAGAAGGAGCCCCACAGGAAGGAAUUCUGGAAGAUAUGCCCGUGGAUCCGGACAAUGAAGCUUAUGAAAUGCCUUCCGAGGAAGGGUAUCAAGACUAUGAACCUGAAGCCUAA
This is a messenger RNA of Cynocephalus volans (Philippine flying lemur), 513 nucleotides long. RefSeq names its product synuclein alpha (gene SNCA). The coding region runs from base 91 to 513 and encodes 140 amino acids. Gene Ontology annotation, cellular component: axon terminus; neuronal cell body; cytoplasm. The transcript is spliced from 6 exons. NCBI's taxonomy places the organism in Eukaryota, Metazoa, Chordata, Mammalia, Dermoptera, Cynocephalidae. The record is from RefSeq and is a predicted model, not a curated record. Gene Ontology annotation, molecular function: cuprous ion binding. Gene Ontology annotation, biological process: synapse organization; synaptic vesicle endocytosis; regulation of dopamine secretion.